Molecule: messenger RNA, 5716 nt
Organism: Ochlerotatus camptorhynchus
Lineage: Eukaryota; Metazoa; Arthropoda; Insecta; Diptera; Culicidae
Exons: 14
Coding region: 768-5618 (1616 amino acids)
Biological process (GO): G protein-coupled receptor signaling pathway
Cellular component (GO): membrane
Molecular function (GO): G protein-coupled receptor activity
Source: RefSeq, a predicted model, not a curated record
CUUUGAAGUGCUUCUUCGUCCUCCUCGAACCGGCCGGCUAACCUAUGUUGGUGGGAGUAAACGGUUGCCUACCGGAGAAUGCUAACAAGCGCCUAAUUGCCAUUGUUCUGAAUCAAUCACGUCCUGCGGAAGACCCUGCACAGUAAAACGGCCUCAGUGAAUUGAAAAUCAAUCGCUCGGCAUGAAAAUUCAUUAAUCAUCUCUGCGAAAACCCAGUAAAUCCGGCGCCGGAUUAUCAUUGUUCGGCCAACUGGUGCUUCACGGAGGCUUCCAACCACAGCCCACAAAAGGAGUAGGUUCUGAACUUCUGAUCCCACGCUGCUCGUCAUUAUUAAGAAGUAUUUUUCUCGGAUUAAUACCAACCGGAGAGGCAUCGGUUCCGGAAGGAUGAGUUGAGUCCACUUGGAUCCCGGUCGGUCAGUGCAAUCAAACAGUGUGCCAUCAUAGAUAGUGUGUAUUUGCUGAAAUGAGUAGCUUACCAGCAUUCAAGAGUAGAAGCAGCAGCCGUGGUGUGAACAAGUGGUGCCGCGUCCAGAGUGGGAUGAUAAAGCAAACUGUAGAGUUAACGAUAAAUUGCCGGAACGAAAACGUUUACCGAUAGAGAGCGGCUGUUGCGAGUCGGCAGCGUCUGGCAGUGGCAUUUGAUUGUGGUUUUCCUUCCGGAUAACCGGAGUAAAUCAUCCGUGGCUAACGGCAACAGACACAGAUUGAAACCGGACUUGGGUGUUGAGGAAGGACGGGUUUGUGUAUUUGGAAGGGAAAACAACAUGUUAUGCCAUUAUCACCUGCUUGUAUGUUUGUCCUGCUUUGUGGCUAAUUGCUGGAGUUCAACUUCGGAGUACCUUAUCAUUCGGCAUGGCCGGUCACGGGUUCGUCACUCAAGCGAAAAGGAUCACAUCCGCUGGGGACUGCAGGUGUUUGAUAACUUUACCCUGCUGGACUACGAUACGGUCGAUGAUUCAAACGAAACGAGCAGCUCUAGCAACACCCUUGGUGAAUUGAGACCACCCAAGAAACCGGGACGGGGAAAAGUGGGGGUGGAUCAAUUUUCGGAUAAUAGCAAUAAUUCCGAUACGCUCACGAUUCAGUUCAGUGAGUCGGAAGAAUUGGAUCGAAUGAUUGAUAUCAGCGAUUUUGAUAGUAUAUCAAUCGAAUCCGGAGGCAGUGGAAGUAGUGUCCGAAAGCAGCCAUCAUCCUUCAGCAGCUGGAGAAACAAUCACACCCUUAACCUUCCCUUCUCCAUAGACUCGGUUCAACGAUUCACACCUACGCCAAUGGGACAGGGGCCGAAAGGUACCCUGCAGAGGAAAAAGCUUAUCAAAAAGGAGAUAAUGGAAAACAUACGAAAAACGGUUGAUAAAGGAUUGGAAUAUCUUAAAUCUCACAAGAAUUUAGAUGAGGUUAAGAUAGAGCUGAAGCCGUUCCGAGCACGUACGAAGGGUGUUGAGAACGGUGAAAGGUUGGCACAUUCCUUCGGUACAAUAUCCACCGACCCGGACACGUUAUUGCGAAAAGUUAUUCCCAGUCACGAGUGGUCCAAUGGAAGGAAGAAAUACGAACCGAAGCACGUGGAUGGCAAUCGAAAAGAUUACACACAAGUGUCGUCACCAUUUUCAAACCCCUCCACAAGUACGAUUGCUGACAGCCAGCGACAGAGUGCCGAAAGCGAGUUGCCAUCUAGCGCUUACCUGGGGGAGAGAUAUUGGAAAAGUGUCAAAAUAAAUAACGACGGCAGCUUUUCCCGAUCGUCGACAGUAAGUUCAGAACGGAAACAGAUUUCCACGGAAAAUACUGGUUCACCGGAUAAUAAUGACUACCCGAAUGAUUCGCCACUCCAGGCAGUUGACGACCAGAGGAAUGGUUUCGCUUCACCGGCCAUUGCUAAUGAAGCUGGUAGUCUGGAUUGGAGCGAAAAAAAAUCAGGACCAAUUAAAAGCAAAACGAACAGUGGAAACAAUGCGGAGGAAAAAUUUAAUUACGAGCUACGAAAACAACCGUUCGAUUCACGUUCUACGGUGACCUUUCAGAACGAUGGUCCUACGGUAGAGGAAAGUGACGAAGUUAUAAAUAUCCUAAACGAUUCGCCAACAAUGAGCUUCGAGCCAAACGAGGCAGAUGCUCCGUCUACAAUAAUUUUCAACAGUGACACGGACUCGGACUUGGACGAUCCUCUGACGUGGGUUUCGGAUGCUUCGGACUCAACCGAUGACGGCAGCGGCAACGUUCCCGACAUGGGUGAGAUUUUCCGCAUGGAAGAUAUCGACCUGAGCGAACUGGAUGAAACCAGUCGGAACAAUAGACGCAAUUUGAUGAAGGGUCGCGAUGUGGUGACGAAGUUUCUGCAAAUCGUCGAAAGUCAACAUCUGCUGGGAUCUAAUUGUACGGCUGGCACCGCGCUCAACCUUGGCGAGGGCGUCGUCGACCGAUAUGCUCAGGACCGGUUUCGCGUGGAAGCGGAAAUAGCCGUGAAUAGAGCCAACAUGUUGACGAGAAUCUUCAAGUUUGCGUCACCCGAGGUCCAGGCGUCGGAACACCUCCUACAUGCUUCCGUUCUGUCGAUGGUGGAAUUUGACGACGACAUCUUCGCCGCCGGAAAUUGCUUCGACUGGAAUCAGCACACAGCCAAGAAGGGUUUGUUUUGCCCCUUUGCCUACCGGUUGCCGCCUCCGGACCAGGGCGCAUCGCUUGCCAAGGAUCUCGCAGCUGAGUACCAUUACUUGGGAAACACGUCGGAAUGGUUUUUUCUCGCCCGGAAAAACGCGGAAAAAGUCAUACGGGAAAACGAGCAGUAUAUUAAGUCAUUCCACAUCUACACGAACAACACCAUUCGCCAGUCGGACGAGAUCCUGUCGGUGAAGUACGAGGAUGGUCGGUGGUCCAAGCCGUACUACGACUGCGGUGGCGGUAACAUUUGGAUGCUGACGUACACGGUGCCUUUUUUCGGCUACGAAAACGGAACCUACUUCUUCAAGGGAACAUCCGGCAUAGAUAUUGAUUUACGGCGCGUGGACAUUGAUCAAUGUCCGCAGAAAAGUUCUCCAUCUGGGGCUCCACAACCGCUCAACAUUUUCGCCGGGACGGACAAAUGCAAGCCGCGCACAACAGAGUGUGCUCCGAUUCCGGGAUUGGGCUUCCGUCGGGGAUCGUAUCGGUGCGUGUGCCGGAAGGGAUACUACUUUCCCGACACCAGCAUCGAACAGAAGUGGUUCAACGGAACCACACUCGAGGAGGAGUAUGAAAAAUUAAUGCAGAAAGAAUAUAGCACCUACCACGAUGCAUCGUCUUAUCAGUGCCUACCCUGUGCCGAGGGGUGUGAUUCCUGCCUAGAUGCGUCCCCGUGCGUUGCUGCCCUCAACUGGACGAUGAGAACCGGAAUUUUGGUGCUGGCCUGCGCCGUAAUUGGGUUGCUUCCACCGGCGGCCGUUUUUACCUUUCGCUAUCAGCAAGUCAAGGUUGUUCGUGCUGCGAGUCCAGCCUUACUUCGUGUCAUCGCCCUUGGAGCAUUUUGUAUAUAUUGCACGUCCAUCGUGAUGUAUCCACCCCCAUCGUUGUACACCUGCACUGCCCGCGUGUGGCUGCGAGAGAUAGGAUUCUCCCUCACGUACGGAGCGCUGAUGCUGAAGACGUGGCGGAUAUCAGUCAUCUUCCGCGUGCGUUCAGCGAAAGCAGUGAAAAUCACCGAUGCGUACCUGCUGAAGAGGUUGGGCCUGUUAUGCGGUUUUGUCGGAAUCGCCUUGCUCGUUAGAACGCUGGUUGCACCGCCGGUCGUGAUAGUCGGCCGCACCGCAGACAAUCUCAAGGCCUUUCUCUGCAAGACGGACUGGUGGGAUCACACGUUCACAUCCAUGGAAGUCCUGUUCCUGGCGUGGGGCGUUCGACUGUGCAUCAUGGUUCGGAAGGCCCCGUCGGAGUUCAACGAAAGUCGAUUUAUUUCGAUGGCAAUCUACAACGAAUUCCUUCUGACGUGCUUUCUUAAUGUGUCGAUGUUGUUCCUGCAGUCACCCGCUAAUCCAGAUUUAUUGUACAUAAUAUUUUUCUGCCACACACAACUCACCGUCACCCUACUGCUGGGAUUGAUAUUCGGCAGCAAGGUCUACCUUGUGUUCCGGGGAGGCGGAAAGCACCAAGACGAUUCGACCGGGCUCGGCAUCAAGCCAUCUGGUGCAAAAUUCAUUAGCCGCACUCAUGGGCGAACCUUUGCUAAUGCCAGCAGCGUGACGACGUCCACCGCACAGCUGGGAGGUAAUAUAGCAAACGAAGGUCGCUUGACGGAAGACGAGGCCGCGGAAGAAAUCAAACGGUUGCAUACUCAGCUGCAGCACCUUUACGACCGAAUACCGGCGAGGGGUGUGGCCAUCGCUACCAUUGCUUAUCUGAUUGACAUCUGUAAAAAUUCCUCACUGAAACCACCUCCCCCGUUGGGAGCAGCCAAAGCGAUUAUGGCCGCACCGGACAGUGGCCAGACGCACGUAGACAAGGGCACCAAUACCAACACCAUCCCCAACGGGACCUACGGUAGCGAGGGGUGGGUAGGAUCUGGACUGAACCAAUCCAAUACGCGGAUCACGAUAACUGACGAUUCCGAUCACAAUAACCGUUCGAUAGACAAUAGCAACUUCAACUUGGACAAUCUCCAGUUGAAAUGCAUGUGCAGCGAGGAGGAGGUGGAAGAGGAGAAGGAGCCAAAAUGUGAGUGCCACAGAGGAGGGAUGGCACAUUCCUGUAACAAAUCCGUUAGUAGUUUUAAGCAUAGUGAUUGCUGUGAUAGUGGAAGGGAGCGUACUAGAGCGGUGCUAGUGAAGCGAAAUUCAGAUCAGAUGUUGAGCAGUAGUGGCUGCUGUGGCAGGGAUGGCCAACACGGUUCCGGUAAUCAUCCAGCCAAUACUUGUAGUAGUAAGUUUAGUGAAUUGAGUGCGAAGAAUUUCGAAUCUUGUGAUAAUCUGUUGCAUCAACAGCAAAAGCAAAGACAAAAACAAAUUUCCUGUGGUGAUAGCAUAGAUAAUCAUUCCAGUCGGCAGCCAAAUCCUAGGGAGGGUUACGGUCUAGUGACAACGACCUCUUCUCUCAGCGUAGACGAGAAGAAUUUUAGGAAUCUCAAUCAAGAGAACUUCAACAAAUUGUACGCCAGUCACAACAACAAGAUAGAUAGUUUGAAAGAAAACUUUCUGAUGCGAACUGCACUCACCACUGCACUUCACAAUCUGGAAAACGAGAACCGUUCGCGAAACCAUAGACUGAACGCGGAAUCUAUGCAAUUCCCGUCGGCAGUUGGUAUCCAACGGAUAUCUCCCACGUGUCCUACCAUACCGACCACCACCACCAUUACCACAACUACCAACAAUCACAACACAUCGACGAUUUCAACACCGACUCCAUCAUGCAGUUCCUCGGGAGCAUCCAUCACCACCACUAACGCUUCAUCCGGUGGGGUGAUGUCAACCGUGCCAGUGUCAGUUAUCAGCAGUACUGAUGCGGAUGCUGCCACGGCAACAGCAGCCACCGUCGAUGCGAACGGGACUAGCUCCAGUGGUCAGUCAAAAAAGAAAAAAUCACCCGAGAAAAGGUUAGUUAUCGAUCUGAACGACAGGUCGAAGUACACCGAAGAAGUGUCCGUGUGAGAUUGUUAGAACCCUAGUAGGAUUAAUAUUUACAAUUUUAACAAGAAAUGACUUAACAGUACGGAAUAUUCAUCAUUAUGAAACUUCACACACUUUUA